This is a messenger RNA of Thalassophryne amazonica, 10846 nucleotides long. RefSeq names its product lysine (K)-specific methyltransferase 2Ba (gene kmt2ba). The transcript is spliced from 36 exons. Gene Ontology annotation, cellular component: histone methyltransferase complex; nucleus. Gene Ontology annotation, biological process: positive regulation of DNA-templated transcription. The record is from RefSeq and is a predicted model, not a curated record. Lineage: Eukaryota; Metazoa; Chordata; Actinopteri; Batrachoidiformes; Batrachoididae. The coding region runs from base 87 to 9617 and encodes 3176 amino acids. Gene Ontology annotation, molecular function: DNA binding; protein binding; histone H3K4 methyltransferase activity.
CUGUCCCGCGCCUUUGCAUCGGAGCAGCGGUCCAUCUUGGCUCUAUCGCUGCAGCAGCCAACCCGUCAGUGCUGUUGUGGUAAAUAAUGGCGGCAUCAGGAGGUGGAUUAUCCUGUCCCGCUAAUGUGGUGGGUUUGAAUUUUCAAGCACCGGCUCGGGCUCGUUUUCCGGGCCGACCGUGUCAGGGUCGUAAUAGACUACGGUUGGAGAAACGCAGUAGACGCGGAAGGUUGUGCUCCGACGACGUUGAGCUAGCAGCCGGAGGGCCGAGGCCUGUAAACAUCGGUCUCGCGUUAAGUGAAGAUCCGUCCUUGCUGCGGCUGCUCGGGGUGACGGAGAAGCACACACGGCAGAGAGAUGCAGGAUUCGAAUCCAGCGGCAGUGAGGAGGAGGAAGAGUUUACUGGAUUUGGGGCCUCAACAGUUCGACUAAAGAAAACUGACAGAUCUUCAAACUCAUCAGUCAGCCAGUCAAAGUCCCCUGAGGCUUCAGACACUUCAACAACAAAGCCUCUAAUUGGAAAAAUUAUACCCAAGUCCCCAAAACCACCACUGAUUGGUAAAAUUGUACCGAGGAGUCCUAAAGAAGUCCAGAGUGUUAAGGAGAGCCCAGUAAAAGAGAAGCCAUCCCUAAAGAUGGCCAUUAAGCUUCCCAUCAAGCAAAUAGCUAUUCCUGAUGAAGCCAGACAUAGAAAUGAACAACCCUCAGGUACACAGAACAGCAUGAUAUCAAAUAAUUUUAAUAGAACAAGGGCAGAAAGGGCAAACUUAGGCAGCGUGCAAAGCCAAACAGCGACUACCUCUGCUGUUAUCAAGAAAGAUAAGGUUGUGUGUCCGUUGACAGCACCAAAGAGCAGAGAAAAAGCCUUCAAGAUUAAAGAGCAGGGUGAGGUGUCAGGGGAGGAUGUAGACCAAGCCCACUUGACAAGAUCCAUGAAAGGAAUGAAGGGGUUUCGACCUGGACCAGCUAAACGCACAUCUCAAGCUGUUGCUCUGUCAAUUGCAUCCCUGGACAAACAGCAGAGGAUGAGAAUAGCUGAGGAAAUUGGCACUUCUCCUGAAGCUGGAGCUGAGGCAGGAGCCCAGAGUGGACAGGAGGCAGCAAUGCCUCUUGAGUGCAAGGCAGUAGAUUCUUCUAAGAAAAGAAUAUUCAGAACAUCUAAACGUAAAUCUUUCUUUGGGCACAGGCGAAAGUCGGGUAAAAUUGUUCCAUCUGGUCAAAAAAACCCUCGUAGUCGCAUCAGGCAUGUGUUUUACACCUAUGUGCCAGACUCCAUUCCAGCUACACAGGCACGUGAGAGUAGUGAGUUGCAGCUGCCAGGUCAGAGUAUUACUCCAGCAGGUGAUGAGCCUAGUUCAUGUGCUGGCCAAGUUCAGCAGAGCGCCAACAAUUCUUCACCUUCUGUAACAAGUGGAAGGUCCUCCCGUGUCAUCAAAGCCCCAAAGAGGUUCUUUGAUGAGGAAAUGAUUCCCUUUCCAAAAGGUUCUCUGUCAGCAUGGAUAAAGAAUCAACAGAAAGAAGAGGAAAAGCAGAGUUCAUCGUUUCACGAGAUAAAUUAUGAUGGUAACUCAGUGCACUCAGACAGUGACACAAUAUCUGUGUGUGACAGUCCAUCUUCUGUUACAAAGUUUUCACCAAAGUCGAAUCCAGGCAGUAGCCAUUUAGAGAUCUACAAAAACCUCAAAAAAUUGACUUUGAAACUGGCAGAAAAAAAGAAAGGCCAGGCUGACACUCAGGAGGAUCAGACACCUCAGGACUCCAGAAAGAGACGGCGGUCUAAGCUAAUGAUGGAGGAGAUGGACUCUCCUGGUGUUGUGAGGAAACUAGCUAUCAUGGUGAACACUGAUGAGGGAGCAUCUUCUCAUAUGCCAAAAGCAGAAACAGCUGCAGCAAGCUCUGCAGGAAGCAAGUAUGAAGAAUCCACAGCUGGGCACAGUACAGAGACUUUGGAAGUUGGUAUAACUAGCCAUCGGCUUGGCCUUAGUGGAGCCAAUAAGAGAAUGCUCCACCUAUUGAAAAAGGCUAAAGUGCAGCUCAUCAAAAUUGAUCAGCAAAAGCAGCUCAAGUUAUCACAGUUGGGAUCCACAGAAACACAAGCGCCAGUGAGUGGGGGGAGGAGGAGGAGGAGAGUUGGCAUAUCUCCUAAAGAAGUUCAUCCCCAGGAGCAACCACUUGGUGGUCCAAGGAUAAAGCACGUAUGUCGGGCAGCGGCAGUGGCUCUGGGACAGCCCCGUGCUCUUGUGCCAGAUGACAUUCCCAGGCUCAGUGCCCUGCCACUUCACGAAAGAGAGGGCAUCACACUUUCUCCUGCUGUGGAAGAUGUAGCAGAUGAAGAUGGUGAAGAUGAUGUUGCUGAUCAGGACUGGACAAAUAGGGAGGUCCCUCAGGAAUACAUCCAGAGGAGGAGGAGAAGGAGGAGGAGAGUUGGCCACAGUAUCAACAAAAUAAAGCGAGGUCCUAGGAAGAAGGCCAGCCGCUGCGGAAUCUGCAAAGGUUGUUCUGUAGAGGAUGACUGCGCCAAGUGUGUGAACUGCCUGGAUAAACCGAAGUUUGGUGGGCCGAAUACCAAGCGACAGUGCUGCAUAUACAAAAGAUGUGACCGGAUUGAGAAAGCAAAGCUGAAGCGACUCUUCAAACCACUGAAAUUCCAGGCGAAGUGGUUUUCGGACUCGAUGUCAACUAGUGAAGAUGCGAAUUUUAAGUCUGGAAUAGAGAGACAGAGUCUAUCCAAUGUGAUGCUGGGAGAAAGGAAACAUUCUCUGCGGAACAUUGCUCCACGAUCCUACAGCAGUUUGCUGAAGUCUGAAUCCGAUGAGGAUGAUGAAGAAGCUCAAUCCACAGUCACACCAGCUGCCGGUGCAUGUAGCAGUCGAAAUUUUAAUCCACAAGAUGGUGGCUUAGUGCUGGAUGACCUUCGCAGUGAGACUCUGAAGUAUCGUCGACCUUUCUUCAAAGGAGCUUUUGCUCGACCCAAAGCUGUCAAGGAACAGGAGAAAACCAAGGAGAUGGAACCCAGAAAAACUUUCCCAGAAAGCAGCUCAUCCAGGAACCCACUGCCGAAGCUGCAGCGGCAGCUACGAAUACACUUAUACCGUCUGCCUGAGUUUAUCCUGCAGUCUGCUGGAUCAUUGUCAUGGCAGAUAUCUCAUUGUCUGAAUCAGUGUACUGCACAGUCACAAACAAAAUUUUCCCAUCCUGCAGCCCAAUCUGUUUCACAUUCAUCACAUUUCAUAAACAAGUCUUCUUCAAAUUCCCAGUUUGUAACCCUGCCAAUUUCACAGUCAUCACAUUCCAAAACACAGUCACCUCCAAAUUCCUGCCAGCCUGUAAUACAGACUGCUCCUCCACUUAAAUCACAGUCCACAUUGCAGUCACCACAAAAAGCUCUGCUUUUAUCCUUGCAACAUUUGCCAACAUCCGUGAUGCAGUCAGCUUUGCAUUUGCAAAAGAGUGUUUCAUCUUCGCCUCAGCAACAUCCUGAGCCCACACUCCACUCAGAUGUCACAGUAAUCCAGCACCCCACACAGCUUUCAUCAAAGUUGUGUUUUCAGGAACAUUCUGAGUCCGAAGUACAGCGCCUAGAUGAAUUCGAUGAGGCAAAUAAAGUUGACAGAGAUAAAAGAGCACACAGUCCUGUGCAAGUGCUGCCCCAGACUGUUGAUCCAGACACAGAGAUGCAAACAUGUGCACAAGAAAAACAAGAGGACAAACGAGGAAGUCAACCUGAAGAAGAGGAGGAUGCUUCUGUAAAAGAGAGAGUGCUCCGAAACGGUGAGAGAACUGAUGCACACUUUGUCCUUCAUUCCCAGAAUCCUGCAGACUAUGCUUCAAUGAACACCCUGGUGGGGUUAACUAACGGAUUUCCCCAAAAAGGCGUGUUGCAGAGCAAACACAAGAUUCGUGUGGACUUCAAGGAGGACUGUGCUGUCCAGAAUGUGUGGCUCAUGGGUGGCCUUAGUGUCCUCUCAUCCGUCCCUACAACUCCCCAACCUGUCUGCCUGCUUUGCUCUAGUAAAGGACAACAUGAGAUGAUAUACUGCCAGAUCUGCUGUGAGCCUUUCCAUAGUUUCUGCCUCUCUCCUGAGGAAUGUCCCCAGGAGGAGAACAAGGAAAACUGGUGCUGCAGACGUUGCAAAUUCUGCCACGUAUGCGGCCGUAAAAGCAGGACCACAAAGCCUGUAUUGCAGUGCAGGAGAUGCCAGAACUCUUACCAUCCUUCCUGCUUGGGACCAACAUACCCUAAGCCUAUGACCUGCAACAUUCCCUGGGUGUGCAUGACAUGCAUUCGGUGUAGAAGUUGUGGAGUGACACCGGGAAAGACCUGGGACUUAGCCUGGAAUCAUGAAGAUGAUCUUUGUCCUGACUGCACUUCCCUCUACAAAAAUGGUAACUUCUGCACCAUCUGCCACAAAUGCUAUGAAAACACCAGUCAGCACACCCAAAUGGUUCAGUGUUCAGAAUGUCACCACUUGGUUCAUUCUACAUGUGAAGGACUCUCACAGGAGCUGUUUUCGCUGCUGUCCAGUCACCCAGAAGGAGUGGUGUUUACCUGUUCCCCCUGCAGCCAGCAUCAGCCUGCCCAUGGUGCUUGGAAGAAGGCAUUGGAAAGCAUGCUGAUUGCCAGGCUGGAAGAGGUCCAUAAUGAGUUGAUGUCCUCCAGUGUCACUCAACACCUCGUCAUUUGUAAAAGAUGUCAGGAAGUGAGCAACACAGAACCAGUUGGUGAGCAACCCAUCUGUGAUCUGCAGUCAUUGCACAAGAAAUUCAAAGAGUGCUGUUACACCUCAGUGAGUGCUUUCCAUGCAGAUGUUGUUGCCUUGAUGAAGAAGUGGCUGAAGGAAGAGGAAUUUCUUCCUCAGGAUCAACAGCUGACCUCUCAGGCCAUAGAACACUAUGACAAAUUAAUGAAGCAGGUUUUCUCUUGGCUUCCUGGACAUUAUCUGAGAAACUUGAACUCAUUCUCUGAGGAAUUCCCAAGUGGCAUGCUUCCUGGGGCAGUCCUCCCACCAUCUCAGGAGCACAGUUAUGCACAGUGGCUGGAGAGAACGUACCAUCUUGCCACAAUCAGCGGCCCACCGGGGGGGAAUGCCAAAUCUCAGUUGUCUUCAGGCACUACAUACCUGUCUGGUGCAAGACCGGAUCAGUCUGUGCUUCCACAUGGUGCAGUGACCUCUGUGGAAUCUACCACAGAGAAAGAUGCGAGGCAGUGUGCAUUGUGUCAGCAUUAUGGAGACUCUGCUCCUAAUGAUGAAGGACGGUUGUUAUACUUGGGACAGAAUGACUGGGCUCAUGUUAACUGCUGUAUUUGGUCUGCGGAGGUCUAUGAGGAAAAUGCUGCUCUUUUGCAAGUCCACAGUGCUGUCUCAAGGGGGCGCCACCUGCGCUGUGAUCACUGUGACCAGAUAGGAGCUACUGUGGGCUGUUGUCUUGUUACUUGUCAGAGUAAUUUUCACUUCAUGUGUGCUCGAUCCCAGAAGUGUGUUUUCCAGCAGGAUAAGAAGAUGUACUGCUAUGAUCACAGGGACCUUGCGAGUGAGGAGAUAGUGUCUGGGAAUGGUUUUGAAGUUCAUCGGAGAACAUAUGUCGACUUUGAGGGCAUCACAUUAAGAAGAAAAUUCCUCACAGGCAUUGAGCCAGAGUCCAUAAACAUGACCAUUGGCUCGCUGCAGAUUCAAAAACUUGGUGCAUUGUCAGAGCUGUCGUCCGUUGGGAGGCUGCUAUAUCCUGUUGGAUAUCAAUGUUCUCGACUAUACUGGAGCACAGUGGACCCCCGUAAGCGCUGCAAGUACACCUGUAAGGUGAUGGAGGUCUGCACACCCCUGCCUGGUGAGGAUCGUGAGCCAAAAUGGGACAAAGAAAAGAACCAUACCAUUGUUCACAGUCCAAACCUUUGCAGAGAAAUUGAGUCCCCAGAACAUUUAAGCAUCUCAUCCAGUUCAAUAAAAUCGACCACACCAUCACCCAACUCGGAUCAGCACAUUGCAUCUGCAGCCAAAAGCCCAAGUUACUCACAAAUCCGAAGACCAGCCGGAGGAUCAUCAAACCUCUCCCCUCUCCAGGUAAAUAAAAUUUUAAGGGAAAACCAGGUCACCUGGUCUGCACCUGCAAAAUCGCAUCACAUCCUGACUUUGAGGGACCUGGACGACACUCGUCGGCCUCGCAGGCUAUCGUCAAGGAGUUGCUGUAGUUCCUCACCAACAAAUGGUGACCUGUCUACUCCGCUGACCCGCCGCUCUGUCCAUUGCAGAGCUAACUUGUUCAGUUCUCCCCCAAGGUCAUCAAACUUUGCAUCAACCUCACCACCUCUCUCACAGCAAAACUCAACAUCACCCGUCUUGGGCUCCCCACUGAGAUACAACAUGUCCACAGGGCUGUCGCCUCGGCAAGGGUCACUCACUCGCUCUCCGAGAGGGAGGCACAUAUUUAAAAUCACCACUCCAGUGUCUGCUGAGGUUCCCAAUGACUUUUUGGCAUCAUCUGAGGCAGAAGAUGUAGCUGUUGCCACAUCUAAUGGCAUCUCGCUAGCCCCUGAAAGCUUAGAGGAGGAGGUGGCCCACCUGAUGGCCCAGGAGCUUCCCUAUACUGUGUUUGACUCUGAUACAGAUGGAGCAGUAGCCUCUGUACUGAAUGCUAAGCUUGACUUUGAUGAGGCUUUGCUCAAUGAGAAUGUGGCACUUCACUGUGGCACACAGGGAGGGAGGGGGGAAGUGACAGUAGACGCUGCGCAGGAACAGAAUGACUCUCGAGAAGAAUCCAGCCAUUAUAUAAAGUUUACCCGUACGGUCGUCUGUGACUUAGCCAGUGGCUCAGACUCUUCAGGUGUCCCUCAGGCAUCUUCAGCACAUUCAGUCUCGCAGUUGGAUGGGGCAGACGGUGGGUCAGAGAGCGAUGAAAGUGAGUCGUCAGAUGAUAAUGAUAGCGAUGACUGUUACGACCAGGACGGUGGAGGACAAAAUAAAACCAAUAAACUUUUCAGCAACAACAGUACCACUACUAAAAAGCUAACAGUUAGACUAAAGAGAUUGGAAUCUAUGUACACAGAACAAGGAAAAGUUGCAUUUUCUGAACCAGAGCCUCAGGAAAAUUCUUCAACAUCUGCAGUUGUUGGAGCAUUUGAGUCAAACACAGAUAUAUCUGUCCAGGAGGAGCUGCUGAAUUAUGAGACUGCCUCUCAAAAUGAGGUGAUUUUGGAUUCAAGUACCGGCUUUUUUAUUCCAGCUUCUGGUAAAACUAUGUUGUGCCCAAAUCACGAUGUAAGUGAUUACGAUGACAGUUCAUCUGCAACUGACUCCGUGGAAGGAUACAUAGAUGAUUUAAAUGACCCAGACUACUCUCCAGAGUCAAAAAACAAAAGAGCUCCAGCACCAUUACAUACUACUAUGGAAAAGUCAAAACAUCUUGUCUCAAAUGUGCAAUGCAAAUUGCCGAAACCACUUCUGCCACAGGAGAGCAAACCCCCCCAAUUUGUAUUAAAGGUUCCUGCUCAGCCUGUACGGGCUGUAAAUAGUGCACCCAUUUCCACUGUUACUAGUUUUCAAGGAAUUCCACGGACGAUCUCAUCCCCAGCUGUGAUCAAUGGCUUAAACUUAUUUAUGCCUGGUAUAACAGCAGAUAGUACUAUUAACGUUGACACGAGCAACUCUAAGCCAGGUGGCCAGCAGCAAAUUGUAAGUACCACUGAACAGGCUGCCUCUAAUCCUACACCCUCCCCAUCUCCAACCCCACAGAUCCUGAUUGUCAACCGCCAAGGUCAUGUUCUGGUAAAAGACCCAAGAUCCAACACUUAUCAGUCAGUUGGAACAAAUUCACCUCCCUACAACAAAAUAAGCCACAUUGCCAAGAUUCUUCACAGCAGUGGCACCUUAGAGGGUUCUGUCCCUCAUAUAAUAAUAAAGUCUCCUCUCAGCUCUUCUGCCACAAAUGUCACUCAAGGCAGCAACCACACAACGCCAUCUCAGAAGAGAGUCAUUGUCAGGGUGGUGCCUGUGAAAAGAGUGCUUCAAGCUCCCAUCUGUGUAGAGAACAUUUCUGAGGCAGUCUUGUCACACAGUGACAACAGCACAGCUCAAGACAUUAUUGACAGAGCCAUGGCUACUCAUCGUGAAAUAAGAAACAUACAACCAACUAUCCUGGAGAAUGCUCAACAGCCAGAGGUUAAAAAUGGCGACGCCUCAAAUUUUCAGUUCACAGGGCAUCUUGAUGAAUCAUCAGCUCUGUCUGAAUCAACACCUGCAUUGUCUGAGUUUCCAAGUAGUGUCCAAAAUGAACCAGAUACUUCUAACUCAAGUCGCUCCCAGGUGCGUGUCAAGAGAGUCUCAUCAGUCUCUGAGAGGCCUUGCAGAAAGAGAGCAAAGAUAAAGGUGUUGACGGAGUCAUCAGCUGAACCGGGAGAUAAUGAUGUCAGGCUAAGUGGAGUGAGAAUGAAGGCUCCAUCAGUGAAGGAGAUUCUUGAUCUUGACCAGGAGAAGAUUGUUGAGAAGUUGAAAACAGUUACUCCACAACCUGCUUCACCAACCAGGUCUUCUGAGGUUGAAUGUCCACCUGCCAAGCAGAGCAAAACUGACAACGGUGAUCAUAAAUUGUACACCUGGAUCAGUGCGCGCUCUGGUGAUCUCUCUGCCUGGCACCCUUAUUUAGGUGUAAGCUCAGAAGAAGAUACGUCUGCACCUAAAUACAACAACAGGACCUGUGUGAACCAGCCUCACUUGCGUUUUGAAAUCACCAGUGACGACGGCUUUAGUGUUAAGGCCAACAGCAUAGAAGUUGCAUGGCGUGCAGUCAUUGACAGCGUUCUUGAAGCCCGAGCAGCUUUUCACCUGAAGCAGCUACCACUCGCAGGGAUGAGCGGCUCUCGGAUGCUUGGCGUUGUGCACGAUGCAGUUAUUUUCCUGUUGGAGCAACUGCAAGGUGCUGCAAACUGCAAGAAACAUCGUUUUCGCUUCCACCGCUGUGAGGACAUUGAGGAAGAACUACCGCUUAAUCCAACUGGCUGUGCCCGAGCUGAAAUCUACACACGGAAGGCAACUUUUGAUAUGUUCAACUUCCUGGCAUCACAGCACAGACAGCUUCCUGACAUAACAGGCCCCUAUGAUGAAGAGGAGGAUGACUUCCCACUGAAAUCUUCCAGGCGAGCCACCAAUAGUGAGCUUCCCAUGGCGAUGAGAUUCAGACACCUGGAGAAAGCCUCCAAAGAAGCAGUCGGCGUUUACAGAUCACAAAUUCAUGGGCGUGGGCUUUUUUGCAAGAGGAACAUUGAGGCUGGAGAGAUGGUGAUCGAGUACGCCGGCACCGUCAUUCGCUCUGUUCUGACUGACAAGAGGGAAAAAUAUUAUGACAGCAAGGGAAUUGGCUGCUACAUGUUCCGCAUCGACGAUUUUGAUGUGGUGGACGCGACGAUGCAAGGCAACGCAGCGCGUUUCAUAAACCACUCAUGUGAACCGAACUGCUACUCCCGCGUCAUUAAUGUGGACGGCCGCAAGCACAUCGUGAUCUUUGCCUUGAGGAAGAUCUACAGGGGCGAGGAGCUAACCUACGACUACAAGUUCCCCAUUGAAGAUGAGAGCAACAAGCUACAUUGCAAUUGUGGGGCAAGACGCUGCCGUCACUACCUGAAUUAGUACAAACAAUACCAAUGACAGCGCCACAAGCAAUUACAUUGGAUAUACUUGGAUUCAGGAGACAGGUUAAGUCAAAAAGGGAUGGUUACGAUGGCUGUAAGAAUGAAGAAAUUGGUGCACACAUUCCUGAUGCAAUGACGGUCUCCACUAAAGCCUAGUCAGGGAUGCACAUGUUCAGUCAUUUAACAGCCACUGUAACCAGAUGAGAGCCAUAAGUUAAAUGAGAUUUCAUUGUUUGCACUGUUGGCUUGUUUGUGUGUUACGCAUUAUCGUUUGUAGAAUAAAACAGUAUUUUUGGAGAUACUACUUUGCUAUUUAGUACACAGCACAUUUUAAUUUUUACUUUUUGGAGUUGUAAUCGGCCUCUGCUGGAUUUGGGGCUACGCAACUACCAGAAAGUGAUUAUUAGCAUGUGCAAAGGGUGCAAGCUGGCAGACCUUGAUUGCUGUUUGGUCUGGUUGCUCUAAUUUGGGAUUCAUGCUUCUACAAGUGACAGGUGUGCAUUUUGUUGUGCACAAGAUCACAGAGAAGGAAACUUCAUAUAGCACCUUAUUUUUCUAGUCUUUGCUCAUGUUGGUAUGAAUGCAGACUGACCUUUAUUUAAAUACAAAACACCACCACCAAUCCUGCGAGAAGUGAUGCAAAUAUGUUCCUGUUAGUUUGAUGAAGGUGCUCUUCACACACACACACACAUAUUUAUCCACCCGUAAGUAGUUUUUUAUAUGGCCACCCAAACUUCUUUUUGGUUCAUCCCUUUACUCCAUCUGUUGAAAGUUCCUGUUUUUAUUUGUAACAGAGAAGCUGUGAUCAUUAUGCAUUUUAUCCUGUUAUUGAAGUAUGUUAUUCAUGUGUUCAUUUGUGCUGAUUGUGUAUUUUAUGGUUUUUGAGGGAGAGUUCAUUGGUGCAGGGUACAUAAUGAAUAUAGUGAUGGUGCUCUGCACUAAACUCUUUUUGUAUAUUUGAACAAUAAAUGUAUAUUCAUUCAACAUGCUUACCGAAAUAAAUGUUCAAGCUUUUAAUUUCUUUUUGUUGAAGACUGACUCAAACUUGAGCUGCUCCAAGUAUUAAUCUUUUUUUGUUUUUGUUUUUGUGCACACUACUGAUCUGACCCCACCCCUAGGAUUUCUACUACAAACUAACGUCCUUUUCAUUUAGUUAUGCAACACAAGUUGUGAAAGUGCACAGCUGUAGUUUUUGAUGGUCCAUUUAAAAUAUCUGCAAUUAUUCUG